ACCAAUUCAGUCAAUUUUCAAUUUUCAACUCCAGGUCAAAUCUUGUCCAAAUGCUGUGCUCUCGACUGCUUCCCAGUCUGCUCAGCCGGAGUGCCCGCGAGUUGUCGACUGUGCCAGUCACGCGAAACAACCCUCCACGAUGCACGAUGGCUGCCGCGAUGCUGGCACGAUACACGAGUGCAGCACCAGAACCGCAAUCAUUGGCGACCAACCAGCAAUCUGCCCCAGCGCAUCGCCGCGUCCAACUUGAUGUUCCAACCGCUGACAUGAAGCGCGAAUUCGCAGAGCAAGGAUUUCUCAAGGUGCCCGGCGUCAUUUCGCGCGAGUUUUGCGCCGAGCUGAACGAGCGGAUUGAUCGCUGCUUCACCGGACGAUUUGAGACUGGACACUACCCGGACGAGUGGUACUGGCGAGCCGAAAUGUCGCUUCCAGAUGUGACCAGACACAUGUGCAACAUCUGGAAGUCCGACCGCUUGGUUGCGUCGAUGGUGCUUUCGCGCGAGGUCGCACGGUUUGCAGCUGGGCUGAUGAACUUUGACGGCGCACGCAUUGGGAAUGACUCGGUUUGGGUCAAGCCGCCCAACGGGACUGAAAUUACCUUCCACACGGACGCAUUCUACGUGCCGUACCCGAUGAUUACCUGCUGGCUGACGCUCACCGAUGUCAGCGAGGCGAAUGGCACGCUGCAGUACAUUCCCGGCUCGCACCGUUGGCCCAAAACCGCUGCUAUUGACCGCGACGCGUUCCAUGCCCCAACUUCCAGCUAUCUCUCGCCUGCGUACGAAGCGGCUCAUGCCGCCGGAGUGGAUGCUUCGACCAUCAAGGUCGAAAGCGUCGAGCUACCAGCGGGGUCGAUCGUAUUCCAUCAUGGCGACAUGUGGCAUGGCAGCUGCAAAAACACAACCAGCGAGCGCUGGCGUCGGUCGUUGGGCAUCCAUCUCAUUCCGCACACCUCGCGAUUUGGGCAAGGGGAUGGCUACAUUUAUGGUCGGUACCGCAAAGCUGGCGACGACUCGAUGGAUCCGGCCUUCUUCCCCAUUCUCUGGUCCAAGGACGGUCAGCGAUCGGCGACCAUCAAGAGUCACGUCGGAUAUGACUGAGGCGCGGGAUUUUUUUUUCCAUCAGUGCAUGUUUCUGGUGUGCCUUUGCUUUGCGGAGUUGGAUCAUCUUGUCAAAAUGGAAAACAAACGCUCAUCAUCUUCACCACGAUCACCGUUGCAUGGUGUGUCACUGGUCCGUUUCCAUUCGAUUCCGAGCCCUGUCAAUUGUCAUUAUUGCUGUUUCUUCG
Messenger RNA from Capsaspora owczarzaki ATCC 30864, 1288 nucleotides. RefSeq names its product phytanoyl-CoA dioxygenase. NCBI's taxonomy places the organism in Eukaryota, Filasterea, Ministeriida, Capsasporidae. The record is from RefSeq and is a predicted model, not a curated record. Bases 51 to 1100 code for a protein of 349 amino acids. The transcript has 3 exons.